Messenger RNA from Alexandromys fortis (reed vole), 2266 nucleotides. It is a transcript of the gene Abi1, whose product is annotated as abl interactor 1. The transcript is spliced from 11 exons. Gene Ontology annotation, cellular component: SCAR complex; lamellipodium; actin-based cell projection. Gene Ontology annotation, molecular function: signaling adaptor activity; SH3 domain binding; cadherin binding. Gene Ontology annotation, biological process: neuron migration. The coding region runs from base 149 to 1594 and encodes 481 amino acids. The record is from RefSeq and is a predicted model, not a curated record. Lineage: Eukaryota; Metazoa; Chordata; Mammalia; Rodentia; Cricetidae.
GAGGAAGAGGAGGAGGUGCAGUCCCACAAUACCCGGCGGAGGGCGGGUGGGUGGUUAGAGUCUGGUCUGUGCGGCGCUCCGGUCCCCGGCGGACCCAGCUGCCUCUGUUUCUUGAACACGAAGAGGAAGCGAUGCGGAGGGGUGGAAAAUGGCAGAGCUGCAGAUGUUACUAGAGGAGGAGAUCCCGUCUGGCAAGAGGGCGCUGAUAGAGAGUUACCAGAACCUGACCCGGGUGGCGGACUACUGUGAAAACAACUACAUACAGGCUACAGACAAGAGAAAAGCUCUAGAAGAGACCAAAGCAUAUACAACCCAAUCUCUAGCUAGUGUUGCUUAUCAAAUAAAUGCAUUGGCCAACAAUGUACUCCAGUUGCUGGAUAUCCAGGCAUCUCAGCUUCGGAGGAUGGAGUCUUCCAUCAAUCAUAUCUCACAGACUGUGGAUAUUCAUAAAGAAAAAGUGGCUCGAAGAGAGAUUGGUAUUUUGACAACAAAUAAGAAUACAUCAAGAACUCACAAAAUAAUAGCACCUGCAAAUAUGGAGCGCCCUGUCAGGUAUAUUCGGAAACCUAUCGACUACACAGUUCUGGAUGAUGUGGGCCAUGGAGUUAAGUGGCUAAAAGCCAAGCACGGAAAUAACCAGCCUGCAAGAACUGGCACAUUGUCGAGAACAAAUCCUCCCACGCAGAAACCACCAAGCCCUCCUGUGUCAGGCCGAGGGACUUUGGGGCGGAAUACGCCUUAUAAAACAUUAGAGCCUGUCAAGCCGCCAACAGUUCCUAAUGACUACAUGACUAGUCCUGCGAGGCUUGGAAGCCAACAUAGUCCAGGAAGGACAGCUUCUUUAAAUCAGAGACCCAGGACACAUAGUGGAAGCAGUGGAGGAAGUGGAAGUCGAGAAAACAGUGGGAGCAGCAGUAUUGGCAUUCCCAUUGCUGUGCCUACGCCUUCACCUCCCACUGCUGGCCCAGCAGCCCCUGGCUCAGCUCCUGGGUCGCAGUAUGGCACAAUGACCAGGCAGAUUUCUCGGCACAACUCUACCACUUCUUCGACAUCUUCUGGUGGAUAUAGACGAACUCCCUCUGUGACUGCCCAAUUCUCUGCUCAGCCUCAUGUUAAUGGAGGGCCACUUUAUUCUCAAAAUUCAAUUUCUGUUGCCCCACCCCCUCCCCCCAUGCCUCAGUUGACUCCACAGAUACCUCUCACAGGCUUCGUGGCCAGGGUGCAGGAAAACAUUGCUGAUAGCCCAACUCCACCACCCCCACCUCCGCCGGAUGACAUUCCCAUGUUUGAUGACUCUCCACCUCCUCCACCGCCUCCUCCGGUGGACUAUGAAGACGAGGAAGCUGCGGUAGUUCAGUACAGUGACCCCUAUGCAGACGGGGAUCCUGCAUGGGCUCCCAAGAACUAUAUUGAGAAAGUUGUUGCAAUAUAUGAUUAUACAAAAGACAAGGAUGACGAGCUGUCCUUUAAAGAGGGUGCAAUCAUCUAUGUCAUAAAGAAGAAUGAUGAUGGUUGGUUUGAAGGAGUUUGCAACCGAGUGACUGGACUCUUUCCUGGGAACUAUGUUGAAUCGAUCAUGCACUAUACUGAUUAGGUUUUUCUUUUUUUCCCUUUUUUCUUCUCAUGUAGGUUAUUACUCCGUCAUACUGUGGGACUAUAUGGUUAACAGGUUGUCUUAAUGUUUAAAAUGUGCCCAUAUUUUCAGGACAAUGUUUUAUUGGUAUUUGGAUGUCUACCUGUAAGCAUACAUUUUAGAGGCAGUUCACAUAUUGCUGAACAGCAGUUUAUACCAGAGACUGCCUGUAAUUGAUUAUGCAUAUGUGCUCACACCUUGAUAACUUUAUGACCAGCCUAAACAUUCUGGGGAUGUGGGUUAUCAUGUUUAACAAAUCAUGGUUCAGAAUGCACCAUUUCAUGUUUCAGUACAGCAUGGUCACUAACAUUAUGUCAGACUAAUAGGAAAAUCAGAAAACUUAAAUGCUGGUGCUGGUCAUACUUUUGAUUUAAAGUCUCAUUUUUUAAGAAUACUGUGUUUAAAGCAUGCAUAAAAUUUUAUGUAUUGAAAGAUACUUAACAAUUCAAGAUGCUUCCAAUUUGUGUAACAUUUAUCUGGAGUACUCAUAUUUGAGUCUCUUAGUUCUUCAUGUGAAAUGAAAGAUUAUCUGUAAUGUUGUAAUUUGUAUCUAAGUUUUUUAAUGAGUGAAAUUUGCAUUAUAAAUUUUUCCACUCAUAAAUACAUAAGUAAACCAAAGGAUUUUGUCCUCUC